Camelina sativa (false flax) is the source of this 3830-nucleotide messenger RNA. The record is from RefSeq and is a predicted model, not a curated record. Lineage: Eukaryota; Viridiplantae; Streptophyta; Magnoliopsida; Brassicales; Brassicaceae.
UCCGAGUCGGAGAUUUCUAUUUCGUCGUCGUCGUCGUCGUCUGUAUCAGAUUUUUUUCUAAGAGAUAUUUUAGUUCCACUUUGUCAUAGCGCGAAUGGCGGAGACGGACGUCGGAAGCGUGAAGGCGAAGGCAAAAGGAUCGGGGAAAAGUUGGAUAUUGCUGAUCGGAGCUAUAGCUGGCGUUCUUUUAGCCGUCGUGGCUGCUGUGAUUUUCAAUACUCAGAAUUCGUCGAUUUCUGAGUUAACCGGAAAAAUAUGCAAUUGCCGUCAGGCUGAGCAGCAGAAGUACAUUGGGAUUGUUGAAGACUGUUGUUGCGAUUACGAGACUGUGAAUCGGUUGAAUACGGAAGUGUUGCAUCCUUUACUUCAAGAUCUUGUUAAGACACCGUUUUACAGAUACUUCAAGGUUAAACUGUGGUGUGAUUGCCCGUUUUGGCCUGAUGAUGGUAUGUGCCGGUUAAGAGACUGUAGUGUUUGUGAGUGUCCUGAUAGCGAGUUCCCUGAAAUAUUCAAGAAGCCAUUAAGCCAAUACAAUCCUGUUUGUCAAGAAGGGAAACCACAAGCUACCGUUGAUCGUACUGUAGACACUAGAGCUAUCAGGGGGGGUUGGACUGUCACUGACAAUCCCUGGACAAGUGAUGAUGAAACUGACAACGAGCAGUUCGACCCAAUGGGAGAUGGUGAUGGUUCUGUGGAGGUUCCUGUUUAUUAUGGUGAUGAAGAUCCGGCGAUGUGGAUUUCAUGGGUUGAAGAUUACUUCACGGACCAUGGAUUCACAGAAGAGACAAAGAUCUCUUUUGCAUAUGGAUUUAUGGAAGGUGUUGCUCUAUUGUGGUUCCAGGAGUCACAUGUUGCGUUUACAAGCUGGAAUGAGAUCAAGAUCGGUCUGCUUCAACGAUUCAGCAAAGGGAAAGAGAGCGUUGUGGCUGAUCUAACGCAGAGUGAUGAAUUUGACUCUAAGAUGAGCAGAUGGACGAGCUGUUUGGACAAACUAGAGAAAUAUCUCCUAGAGACUGAGGAGUGUCUUGAAAAACCAAGUGGUGAAGAGAAGGAGAAGACUGCAGCAGCAGAAGUGGUGGUAUGUCAAAGAGUCGCAGAAAAAGAAGAUCUGUUGGAUAAUAUCUUCCAAAAAGAACAAAUGGGUGUGCAAAAAGAGCCAGAUAUUGAGAAGAGUGAACAUGUCCACCAAGUGUUCGAUCAAAUGCCUAUGGAAAGAAAAGUGAACACGAAGAAGAAAAAGAAGAAGAGAUGGAAAACGUUUUCAAAGAUUGAUGGGUCUGAAAGUGGUUUCAAACUCAAAGGAGAUACAGGCUUUGUGGAGCUAUUGACAAAGAGAAUAGAAGAACAUAUGAACUUCUAUUUGCCGCAGGUGUUAGAGGAACAUCGAAACCAUAGGGAACAAGCAGCUAAGCCAAAUCAUGUAUACCAGGUGUUCGAGGAAUUGUCUCAAAGAGGGAAAAAGACUACCACGAAGAGAAUUCGGAAGAAGUUCACAAAGGCUAAGGGGUUUAAAUACAAAGCUGGAAUAGUGAAAUUGGGGACCUCUCGAAUCCAGAUGAAGAACAUACAUGACAGACCAGACACUACUAUAUUGGUCUAUGCUGGAAAAAACUAUCAUUUGCUAUCUGCCAGCCAAGUAUUUAACAAAAGGUUGAGGGGAGAUAAUAGACUCACGAGAAAGAAAAAGAAGAAGCCAUGGAAGAAUCAUUCAAAUAACUAUAACCCACAUGGAGUGGCAGAGGGAUGUGUGAAAAGUGAAGGAGUGAUGCUGAAAAUUGUUGCAAAAUGGUGGAACUGUGGUCUGUUGAAAGAUUCGGUUGAGAUGGGGAAUAAGAAGACAUGUGUCAAGAUGAAGAUGCACCACCGAACGUUCAACAAAAGGUUGUUGUGGCAAGGGUAUCACGCACAACAGAAGAAAAACAUGAUGAAGAUGGAGUAUGCGAGCAAGGGUAUCACGCACUACCUAUAUGUUCAUCAAUGGGUGUAUGAAAAGCUGUCGUUGAGAUAUCUAACAGUUUUGAAGAAGCUCGCCAACUGGAGGAAACACAAAUUCAAGCAAAAACGCAACAAGCAUGAGAAGAAGAAUAAAGAGAGGUUCUCUAGAAAUCAGGUUGUCUUGACAUUGAACUUUAUACUCAAGUUCAAGUAUUAUGAGAAACGCGUCCAGGAAUGGUGUAAGAAAGAGUCGUGGAAAGGAGAACAUGUUGAGGUAGAGAGGAAGAUAGACUAUACCAAGCCACAUAGGGUCAAGUGCAAAACUGUGAAGCUGGACUGGACAAAGCUAAUUUGGCUUCGAAGAUUGAACAUGUUCAUACGUGAAAGAAUGGAGACAGUGAGAGGAUCGCAGAGCCUUGACAUGACGUACAUGACAGUUGGCGAAAUGACUGACAUAAUAGGGUUGAUAAGCUGGGUUGUCGCGUAUUUAGAGGAGCAUGACAAACAAAUGCAUCAAGUGAUCUUGGACGUGCUGAAAGUGGGAAUCAGAACGGCUAUGGAGAUGAUGAGUUGGUCUAGUAGAAAGAGACACAAAUUUCGACAUAAGCGCAAGUCGAAGCUGUUAUGGGAAUUGAUGACAGUAGAUAAGAAGCAUUCCAUGACUAGUGGGAAGAGAGUCAAAUUUAAAAAGAAGUACAGGAACACUUGGGUGUUGCGAACGUAUACGAAAGAAGAAACUCCACUAGGCAAAGGGUUAAUGGAAACGACAUAUUUCAAAAGAACAUGGGCCUUAUCGCUCGGUAAAGAGUUUGCCAUUGCUACCACAAGACAUGCAGUUUGCAUUGACGUUAACAAAUGGAUUCAGUUGUCAGUGCUGGGAAUUGAAGAACUAUUUAGUGCGGGCUUGAAAGCGUUGGAUGGGAGGCAGGGUGUUAGCCUGGAGAUAGUUCCCUUGGUUCUUAGUGCAGGUUUCAUGGGUGGUGAUGAUUCUUCUCUGGAAAUUGUUGCUGCAAUGGAGGUCUCAGCAAACAGAAGCAUACAGUUUCAUUUACCUACAAUACUGCAAGUGGAUGGGUUUGCCUACACUACUGCAAGUGGAAGGGCGAAUGAAUUUCAAAUAGUGCUAAAAAUCAGUGUGGCUGUUGUUAGUGGAAAAAUAGAAGUUAAGCUGAUGGAGAGGGGGUUUCUUGUUGUCUAUCUAAACAAGGUGGCUGAACGGGAAAAAGAAAAGAAUGGCAUGGCGUGGAAAAUUCGUUAUCUGGAGCAAAAACCUUGGGAGAUAGAAAUGGUGUUUCAACUGGAUGAUGUCACGGCCAAACAGAUAAUCAUGUUGCCUAGUUCAGUGUCCUCUUUCGCAGAGAAUAUUAGUCAUGACGAAAUUGAAGACAUGUUGACGUGUGAGACUCUGAUACAAGCAAGAGACGUAAUGUUGGCGCAGCUAAAGGAAAAUCUCCAAGUCAGAUCAGAGCUGAAUUUGGAUUUGGAGGCCAGGGACAAUCUGAAAACAGGGCAUGAAGAGUUGUUGCUGAAGCGGGAAGUGAUGCCAUAUUUUGAAUGUCCUGGGAAGCUCAAAGAAGGGGUUGGCUAAACAGUUUGCUCAUUUCAACCUUGAGGACAAGGUUGUUUUCAAAGGCAGGCGUAUUGAUAGAAGCAGUUCAAUGGCUUAAUCAUAUUUUUCUUAAGUAUCAACUUAACAAAGGUUUAGUGUGAGAGUAAACCGGGGCUGGUUUAGCUUAUUUCUUUUGUCUAUCUAUAUAUACAAUGUGGAGAGGGUUAGAGAGCUUCAUCGAGUAUUUGGUGAGGUCUUUUAGGGGGAGUGGGAGGAGCUCCAUUAACAAAAUCCUCAGUUCCUUUUGUAAUUCCAGUUCUAUAAUCUAUCAAAUCCUUUUCUAUAA